Penicillium vulpinum is the source of this 1620-nucleotide messenger RNA. RefSeq names its product WD domain protein. The record is from RefSeq and is a predicted model, not a curated record. Gene Ontology annotation, molecular function: protein binding. The coding region runs from base 1 to 1620 and encodes 539 amino acids. NCBI's taxonomy places the organism in Eukaryota, Fungi, Ascomycota, Eurotiomycetes, Eurotiales, Aspergillaceae. The transcript has 2 exons.
AUGCCCAAACGGUGCAGAGAAAAUCGGGACUCCGAUCUACCGCAAAAGCGUAUCCGUGCUCGGAACGAUGUCGGGCCACUUGAUCGUCUGUCUCGGCUGAGCAACGAGCUACUACUCCAUAUCCUUUCUUUUUUACCAAUAUCAUCUCUCAAUGUGUGUCAAAGGUUAUCACAUCGCUUCCAUGCUCUUGGUGGGGACUCUGAGAUAUGGAAAAAGCAAUACUACUCGCAAUGGGUGCGGCCCCGUGCCCGCCGCCUGGCAAAUACUAGACGCACAACCCUUCCAGCCAAGACAGAUUACUCGCCCAAGGUCGCAACGUGGUUCGAUCAUGGGCACUUGGCACAGGAGGGCAAUUGGAAACGGCAGUAUCGGCUCCGGCAUAAUUGGUCCAAAGGGCUAUGCCGGGUUACCGAGGUACAGUUUCCUCAGCCACCAUGCCCUCCCACGCUGGUCAGUUUUUGUGCUGGGGUUGUAUUCACGGCAGACCCAGCGCAUGGGCUCCGGGCUUGGAACACAGGAGACUCAGCACGUUGUCUCGCAAGAAUUCCUUUGUCCGCUCCAUCGAAAUCAUCAUCUAUGGCCCCAACCGCCUUGGCAGUAAGUCAAAUCCAAGAUGAGAUUGAGAUCUCAGUGGGACUGGAAGAUGGUCAUUUCAGCCUCUUCGUCUUAAAUCUUCAAACAUCCCAGUUAGACUUGCAGUCCUCUCAUGUCGGCUCCAGUGGUGCUGCUAUAACAGCAAUGGCCCUUUCAUCGCCAUAUUUGAUGGUAGUAUCCCAGCACAAACAUUUGACCUUGUAUAAUCUGCAAUCUGGCAGCCAUCGAGCGGGGGAAAAGGCCGAGGGCUCAGAGCCCCAUCAGGUCGCCUCCCUUAAUGCAGAUAACAUUGUUGCACCCAUGACACUAUCUCUUAGAGUCUCGUCUUCCGAAAUUGUCGCUACUAUUGUGUAUAGUUUUUUUCAUAUUGGAUGUGGGUGGUCCCUAGGGAUUCAAGAAUUGCGUCUAGGCAAAGAUGGCCAACAACUUGAUUCGCGACUGGCUACUACAGUGGAUUCCCAGUAUGGAUUGAGGCCACUUCAAUCCAGAAAAAGGCGACGCUCUGCGGCUGAAGACAAUCAACCUCCCAUCACCCCAGGGACACCAUUUAUCCUACAUCAACAGCCGCCAACCUCUAUGUCCUAUUCCCAUCCGUAUUUGCUGAGUUCACAUGCCGAUAAUACGUUGACAAUGUACCUUGUGGUAUCUACAUCGGAAAAUUUGUUUGUCCAAGGCGGCCGACGACUUUGGGGCCAUACCUCUUCCGUAUCUGCGGUUCAGGUGACCAACCGCGGGAAAGCUGUCUCUGUAAGCUCUCGCGGGGGUGAAAUUCGAAUAUGGGAGCUAGAGAUGGCGAUAUCAUCCCUGGGCAGCCGCAAAUUCUUCGAGGAGCACAGUGUUCAGCUCAACGUUGGAAACAAGGGGGAACCAGCGUCAGAGCCCGGAGGAGCGAUUUACCACAAUAUGGGCAGUGGAAAUGUAGAGUCCCAGGAAUUGACCUUGCCUAUUGGAUUCGACGAUGAACGGGUACUUCUCCUUCGAGAAAGGACCGGAACACAGUUACUUGAGUGUUACGACUUCACUUAA